AUGUGUCAUAAAGUAUGUAUAAUAAGUUAACAAAAUUAAAAUAUUUUAUUGUUAAACAAAUUGAUACAUUUAUUUCUUAUCAUUCUUUUCGUGCUCCUCUUUCUUCUUUUUUUUACUUUCAUAGUGUUUUAUUUUAUUUUCCAAGCUCUCUGUAAGAAAAAUUGUACAUUUAAUGUAAUUAUUUCCUCUCGAAACAUUGAAAAUAGAAAAAUUAUAGGAUUCGAAUACUAACCACAAGUGGGUCGUUUCAUUAAUCGUUGAUACACUCUAGGUUGUAUACCAAGUAAUAAACAAUUGCUUUGAAAAAGCGUAUCUUUACAAUCUAUUGAAUCUUCCAAAUCCGAUAACAUAUUUUCAAUCAUGACUGACCUGAAAUUAUUUUUUAUAAAUAAGCAUGAAUUGACAAUAUAAUUUUUUGUACUAAAAUAAAUAUGUGUUAGUGUAUUAUUUAAAAUUAUACAAAAUCGUAAGAUUAUUUAUAAAGGUGUAUGUAACCCAUGUAUUAACAAUUUGUAUUUCUUCUAAGACUGUUUAUAAGGAGUCAUAUAUUAUUAACAAAUUAAAAUAUACAGUUUAAGAUUGUAUAUACUUUAUCGUGUUCAAAGUCCAAUCCUUUUGUAGAAAUUUUAUUGUAUUUAUUAAUUCAUCUUUAUCAAUGUACCAUUCCUUGGUAUCAUACUCACAAUACCAAAGAUUUAAUGAAUCAAAAAUGCCUGGAGAACCAUCUAUGACCAGUGGAAAUAAGAGUUCUGGGAAAAUCAAGCGCAUUUCUAUUCCAAGAGUACAAAGUAGUACAGAUACAGAGUUGCAAUCGCAAAGUGGAUCUACUCCAUUGCAACCAACUGCACUUCAUUAUGCAGCUUUUCGUACAGACCCUGAUGACAGUGUACUACCAUCAACUUUACGAUGUCGACUUUUUGAAUUAUUUCAACAAAUAGAAAAAGAGUUUGAAGUUUUAUACACAGAAAAUUUAGGACUACAAGAGAAAAUAGAUACUCUUAAUGAGAGGCUUGAAAGAGAAUGUUAUGGUUCUGGAGAACGCAGCUUACCUCUUGGAGAUGUUGCAGACUUUCCAGAUACAAAGACUAUGGCAGGGAAUUCAGCACCAAAAACAAAAACAACUUCUAAUAAGUUGAAAGCACAGACUAGUAAAAUAGUCUCCAGUUUUAAAACACCAACUAUGACAUGUAGUAUGCAAAGGGAAUAUUCUGGACAUAGAGAUGGUGUUUGGGAAGUUUCUGUUGGAAGAUCAGGACAAAUUAUUGCUACAGCUUCUGCUGAUCAUACUGCUAGAGUUUGGGCUAUGGACAGUGGACGUUGUUUAUUACAGUAUAUUGGUCAUUCUGGUUCUGUUAACUCUGUACGUUUCCAUCCUACCAAAGAGUUGGCCCUUACAUCAAGUGGAGAUAAUUCUGCUCAUGUAUGGCAAGCUGCAGUAGAUUGGGAUUUGCCUAAAAGACAGACUUCAUCUGAAGAUCUUUCAUGUUUGAGUUCUGACAGAAAUCUCAGCGGUAUAACUGCUUUGAAUGAAGAACAAGAAGAACCUCCUACAUUAAGAACUCCGAUACGAGAAUUAUUAGGACAUACGGGUGUCGUAAUGGCUGCAGAUUGGUUACCUGAUGCAGAACAAGUGGUCACUGCUUCUUGGGAUAGAACCGCGAAUCUAUAUGAUGUAGAAACUGGAGAAAUUAUUCAUACGUUAUGUGGACACGAUCAAGAACUUUCGCAUGUUUCAACUCAUCAUACGCAACGACUUUGUGUUACUUCAAGUAAGGACAGUACUUUUCGUCUGUGGGAUUUUAGAGAGCCCAUCCAUUCGGUUUCCGUUUUUCAAGCUCAUACCGAAACUGUGACAUCGGCUGUUUUCACGCGUGAAGAUAAAAUCGUUUCUGGUUCGGAUGAUCGAAGUGUAAAAGUAUGGGAAUUACGAAAUAUACGAAGUCCUUUAGCUACAAUUCGAGGCGAUAGUGCCGCUAAUCGAUUAGCAGUAUCAAGCACUGGUACUGUUGCAAUUCCACAUGAUAAUAGACAAAUUAGAUUAUUUGAUCUCAAUGGUCAACGAUUAGCUAGAUUGCCAAGAACUAGCAGACAGGGUCAUCGAAGGAUGGUCUCGUCGGUAGCCUGGGCUGAAGAUAGCGGAGUUUGUAAUUUGUUCUCUUGUGGUUUUGAUAGAUUAGUCCUCGGAUGGAGUAUCGUACCUCUUAAGGAAUGUUAA
This is a messenger RNA of Heterotrigona itama, 2215 nucleotides long. The record is from the annotation of a GenBank genome assembly. NCBI's taxonomy places the organism in Eukaryota, Metazoa, Arthropoda, Insecta, Hymenoptera, Apidae.